GUAAAUGACGUCACUAUAUAAUGUUCUUGUGACCGAAGAACACCUUUCAACUUGUCGUCUUUCCAAAUAUCGCAAAAUCUAAGCCAAAUAGAGUUGAUAUUUCAGAGUUCUGGGUUUCAACACAAAUUAUGAAUAAGAACCCAUUCGAAGAAGACGAAAAUCCGUUCGCAGAUCCAUCUGUGACAAAGAUCACUGGCACUCAUGCAGGAGCAACUUCAUCUGGGACUACUGGGUUUGAAGACUAUAAUCCAUUUGCAGAUGACAAUGCAAGCAAACCAUCUGAUUAUUCUGAUGUUACCAUACCACCACCACAGCCAUCAGAGCCAGCCGUCAUUGAUGCAAGACCUGAGCAAUCAAAUGCAGCAUAUAGUGCAAUUGCUGCUGAACAAGAAAAUCUUGCAAAAAGACAAGAGGAACUGGAGAAAAGAGCAGUUGAACUUCAGAAGAAGGAAGAAGAAUUGAAAACAAUGAAAUAUCGAGACAGGAAGAACAACUUUCCUCCUUUUCCAAGUUUCUGUCCACUUCAGCCAUGUUUUUUUCAUGACAUCAGUGUUGAUAUACCUCCUGACUUUCAGAGAACCAGUAAAAUGCUUUUCUAUGCAUGGGAAUUUUAUUGUUUCACCAUGCUGUACAAUGUGAUUUGUGCCCUUGCUUACCUCAUUGAGGAUGGUGGAGAUGGAUUAACUACAUUCAUAGUUGCAUUGAUAUUCUUUCUGCUUUUUCUUCCUUGCUCAUUUUGUUUAUGGUAUCGACCAAGUUAUAAUGCUUUCAAGAAUGACAGCUCCUUCAGCUUUAUGGUGUUCUUCUUUAUCUUAUUCUUUCAAAUUAUUUUCAAUGUUCUUGCUUGCUUGGGAAUUGAUAAGAUAGGAUCUUGUGGAUUUAUUAAUGGAUCAAAGUUAAUGGAGAGGAAGACAGCGGGGGAAAAGUUGUGGGAUUAAUGAUGAUUGCCUGUGGUGUCCUUUUUAUCAUUAAUGCAUUGCUUGAGAUAUUCUUACUGAAAAGGGUUCACAGGAUAUAUCGUUCUACUGGAGCUAGUAUCCAAAAAGCUCAAGCUGAAUUUGCUCAAGGUGCCAUGUCAAAUAAAACAGUUCGAAAUGCUGCCAUUUCUGGUGCAACUUCAGCUGUACAAAAUUCUUACUAAAAUUUGCACAAAAGUUUUACUUACAAUAUAUGUGUUGUUAACAUCAUUGAUGCUUGAAAUGUGUCACCAGGAGUGUAUGGCAUGCUUUACAAUAACUUUGUGAUUGAAAGUAGCUCACAAUGAAUUUGAAUUGUCAUCUUAUGUAAGGUAAAAGUGCACUCCAAAAAAAUUAAAACUUCUAUUAAGUCUCAUUUAGUAUUAUUUAUAAUUAUUAUUAUCAUUUAUUAUUAUUUAGUAUCAUACGUAUCUAAAUGAAACUUCAAUGUAAUUACAUUAAUAUUUGUAGAAUGUAUUACAUUAGUGUUUGGUGUUUUGUA
This is a messenger RNA of Xenia sp. Carnegie-2017, 1458 nucleotides long. RefSeq names its product secretory carrier-associated membrane protein 1-like. The transcript is spliced from 10 exons. NCBI's taxonomy places the organism in Eukaryota, Metazoa, Cnidaria, Anthozoa, Malacalcyonacea, Xeniidae. Gene Ontology annotation, biological process: protein transport. Bases 129 to 938 code for a protein of 269 amino acids. Gene Ontology annotation, cellular component: recycling endosome membrane; trans-Golgi network membrane. The record is from RefSeq and is a predicted model, not a curated record.